AUGUAACGCAGUUUUUAGGCCGCAUCUUCUCAAGAUGCCUUUUGGGUUCAUGACAUCCGAGUUGGUAUUAUUUAAAGGCCUUCCCUCUCCUGCUUUUCUCAGGAAACACCAAAACAUAAGCUACCUCCACACAGCACGUGCUCAGGAUACUCACUUACACCACACCCAACAUCCAUCCACGCCCUCAACACGCCAUACAAUAUAUCAGUGCAUCACCCAAGGCGCCAGUAACCGCACAAUAUGGUAUUCGGAACUUCCAACAAGGAUAAGGAGAACAAGGAGAACAAGGAGAGCCCCGAUGUGGCUCAUAUUCCUCCACAUGUCUCUGAUCUCCAUUGCUUCAGCGAAACUGGCGGUAUUAUAACCACCACCAUGAACGAUCUGCCCGGAUAUCGUGUCACCAAGGUCCUCGGUGCCGUCUAUGGCAUCACCGUUCGCUCCCGGAACAUCGCCGCCGGCAUCACCAUGGUUAUCAAGAGUAUGGCUGGUGGUGAACUGAGCUGGUUCACCUCCAUGCUCUACAACUGUCGCAACGAGUCCGUGAGCCGUCUUGUCGAGGAGACGCGCAACAGGGGCGGCAACGCUGUCAUCGCUUUACGGUUCGACGCUGCCGACCUGGGCGGCUUUGCUCAGACUACCGCGUAUGGCACUGCUUGUGUCGUCGAGAAAAUCGAGGGAGCCAAUGUUGAGGCAACUCAGCUCCUGACCUAGGAGGCAAUGGUGCCACGAACACUGACCACCACAUGCUUGAGUAAUACUUGAGUAGGAUAUCUCGGUAACUGGGGUGAUAUGGUUUGAAUAUAUGGUUUAAGUUUGAGUAUUAGUGUUUCUUAUAUGGAGGUUGUUUUUUUGGAUUCCUCGGCUGGAGAGUGUGUGUUGCCUGAGGUUAUGUCUAGCAGAUCACGAGAUUUCCAAUUUCGAGUGUAUGCCACGGCAUUACGGGCCCAAAGUAGUGAAACUCGUUUCUCCGUAGAAAUCAUGGUGAAUUACCGCAUUGCAGCCUUAAUAUAUAAGAUUUCAAUCCUG
Messenger RNA from Ilyonectria robusta, 1026 nucleotides. RefSeq lists its product as uncharacterized. The transcript is spliced from 2 exons. Lineage: Eukaryota; Fungi; Ascomycota; Sordariomycetes; Hypocreales; Nectriaceae. The record is from RefSeq and is a predicted model, not a curated record. Bases 241 to 711 code for a protein of 156 amino acids.